Diabrotica virgifera virgifera (western corn rootworm) is the source of this 2832-nucleotide messenger RNA. RefSeq lists its product as uncharacterized. The transcript has a single exon. Lineage: Eukaryota; Metazoa; Arthropoda; Insecta; Coleoptera; Chrysomelidae. The record is from RefSeq and is a predicted model, not a curated record. Bases 1 to 2832 code for a protein of 943 amino acids.
AUGUUGGCUGGCCGUAUAGUGUCCCUAUUUGGGUUACUUCUAGUAACAUGUAGUUUUGUAUCGCCUGCACCAACUAAGUGCAAAUGCAGGAAAAUUAUAGUCACACCAUCUGAACAAUCAUGUUUAUUAGGACAUCUUAUACAGAUUUUGACGCAUCUAGUGAACAAUCAACAACAUCCCGUAUGUGCAAAAGAUUUUAUUAGACAAUUAGAAGAAAUUUGUGAGGAAGAAAAAAACUGCCAUUGUUGCUGCCAGACUAGAGAGUCAGAAUGUGAAACUACUGAGUCUGAUUGUAGUACAACAGAAUCAGAGUGUGAAACAACUGAGUGUGAUUGUUGUACAACAGAAUCAGAUUGUUGCACCACCACCGAACCUUGUGAUACAACAACCACUUGUUGCACCACAACAACUGAACAUCCUUGUGACACCACUACUACAUGUUGCAGCACCACCACCGAGCCUUGCGACACAACAACCACUUGUUGCACCACAACAACCGAACAUCCUUGUGACACCACUACUACAUGUUGCAGUACCACCACCGAGCCUUGCGAUACAACAACCACUUGUUGCACCACAACAACUGAACAUCCCUGUGACACCACUACUACAUGCUGCAGUACCACCACCGAGCCUUGCGAUACAACAACCACUUGUUGUACCACAACAACUGAACAUCCUUGUGACACUACUACUACGUGUUGCAGUACCACCACCGAACCUUGUGAUACAACAACCACUUGUUGCACCACAACAACUGAACAUCCUUGUGACACCACUACUACAUGUUGCAGCACCACCACCGAGCCUUGCGAUACAACAACCACUUGUUGCACCACAACAACUGAACAUCCUUGUGACACCACUACUACAUGUUGCAGCACCACCACCGAGCCUUGCGAUACAACAACCACUUGUUGCACCACAACAACUGAACAUCCUUGUGACACCACUACUACAUGUUGCAGCACCACCACCGAGCCUUGCGAUACAACAACCACUUGUUGCACCACAACAACUGAACAUCCUUGUGACACUACUACUACGUGUUGCAGUACCACCACCGAACCUUGUGAUACAACAACCACUUGUUGCACCACAACAACUGAACAUCCUUGUGACACCACUACUAUAUGUUGCAGCACCACCACCGAAUCUUGCGAUACAACAACCACUUGUUGCACCACAACAACUGAACAUCCUUGUGACACCACUACUAUAUGUUGCAGCACCACCACCGAGCCUUGCGAUACAACAACCACUUGUUGCACCACAACAACUGAACAUCCUUGUGACACCACUACUACAUGUUGCAGCACGACAACCGAACCUUGUGAUACAACAACCACUUGUUGCACCACAACAACUGAACAUCCUUGUGACACCACUACUACAUGUUGCAGCACCACCACCAAACCUUGCGAUACAACAACCACUUGUUGCACCACAACAACUGAACAUCCUUGUGACACAACUACUACAUGUUGCAGCACCACCACCGAACCUUGUGAUACAACAACCACUUGUUGCACCACAACAACUGAACAUCCUUGUGACACUACUACUACGUGUUGCAGUACCACCACCGAACCUUGUGAUACAACAACCACUUGUUGCACCACAACAACUGAACAUCCUUGUGACACCACUACUACGUGUUGCAGCACCACCACCGAGCCUUGCGAUACAACAACCACUUGUUGCACCACAACAACUGAACAUCCUUGUGACACCACUACUACAUGUUGCAGCACCACCACCGAGCCUUGCGAUACAACAACCACUUGUUGCACCACAACAACUGAACAUCCUUGUGACACCACUACUACAUGUUGCAGCACCACCACCGAGCCUUGCGAUACAACAACCACUUGUUGCACCACAACAACUGAACAUCCUUGUGACACCACUACUACAUGUUGCAGCACCACCACCGAGCCUUGCGAUACAACAACCACUUGUUGCACCACAACAACUGAACAUCCUUGUGACACCACUACUACAUGUUGCAGCACCACCACCGAGCCUUGCGAUACAACAACCACUUGUUGCACCACAACAACUGAACAUCCUUGUGACACCACUACUAUAUGUUGCAGCACCACCACCGAAUCUUGCGAUACAACAACCACUUGUUGCACCACAACAACUGAACAUCCUUGUGACACCACUACUAUAUGUUGCAGCACCACCACCGAGCCUUGCGAUACAACAACCACUUGUUGCACCACAACAACUGAACAUCCUUGUGACACCACUACUACAUGUUGCAGCACGACAACCGAACCUUGUGAUACAACAACCACUUGCUGCCCCACAACAACAACUGAACAUCCUUGUGACUCCACUACUCCAUGUUGCAGCACCACCACCGAACCUUGCGAUAAAACAACCACUUGCUGCCCCACAACAACAACUGAACAUCCUUGUGACUCCACUACUCCAUGUUGCAGCACCACCACCGAACCUUGCGAUAAAACAACCACUUGUUGCACCACAACAACUGAACAUCCUUGUGACACCACUACUAGAUGUUGCAGCACCACCACCGAGCCUUGCGAUACAACAACCACCUGUUGCACUACUGAACCUCCUUGUGAAACAACAGAGCCCCCCUGCCCCGAAACAACGGCGUGUUGCACCGUGCCAACUCCACAUAGUUGUGGACUCACCCUUGAUCCUUGCUGUGAGCACAGGCGUUCUGGUUUAUAUUUCAUCCCGGUACUUAAAGUUGAUGGAGUUCCAGCCAUGUCUCACCAUGAGUUAAAAGACUAUAUCCUGAACUUAUUUAACAGCUUAAAUUUUGGAGGACAUCAUCAUCAUCAUAAAUAG